CCUGAAGGUGCAAGUCGUCGUUCCUGAAGGUCCAUGGGGACUCGCACCAGCCAUACUGGCUCAAGCCUUUGACGAUGGUUUGGCACAAACCUUGUCGCGGGUUCCACGUUUGCGGUCGAUGAUCAGGACGUUUUCGAGCCUGAGCCAAGCUGCGCUGACAUGUAGAAGUGCAACCUGACACUUUAAGUUGUACUGGUGUCCACGGAGAACCUCUCGCAAGUGCACGCAGCCGCAACCACUGCUGAGAGGCCUAGACAAUGGCUGCACGAAGUUUGUUGUGCUCUUUGAGAGGCGGAGCUCCACCCCCAAGCCUUGACUAUGAAGAACAGUAUGAAAUGCUUGUGAAGUACAAGACGAAGAUGCUGGGCAACGUGAAACUUAUUGCUCAUCUACUCAGGUUGAGGAUGUUAGCAGCAAAGAUCAUUUUCCAUUGCAUUGACGAGCUGAUCUCCAUAGGCUCUGCUGAGGCCUUGGAGACGCUUUGUGCUUUUUUGGACACUUUGGGGUCCACCUUCGACAAACCACAGUGGUCUGGCUACGCCCGCUGGGAGGAGGUCUUUCGGAAGGUGAAGCUCUUCACCGAGGACAAGAUGCAGAGCGCGCGUACUCGCUGCCUUCUGAAGGAUUUGCUGGACAAGCGUCAGAAUGGUUGGCAAGAGAAGAAGGUGCACAGCAAGAUGAUGAAAGACGACAAAGUGGAGAAAGUCGAGAAGAAGACUUUGAAUGGGGCAGAUGCUAAGAUGGCAAGCUCACCCUUUUCGAAUGGAAAGGUGGAGAAGAACUCCAAUGGGUGGGAGAGAAAGGUCUGGACGGAUGGAAAGGUGAGCUUUCAUCUUCCGGCAUCUCGAGAGGUCCAGCGGGUCAUGUGAGCCAAAGGAGCUGCGCAUUCACGUGCCCGCUCUAUUUUCCAUAGCGCGCUCCUGUUCGUGAAUAUGCGCCUGAAUUUGUGGCGAAACAGCCCUUGAAUCGUCUAAAACAUACCCUUGCUUGGUGCUGCAAUAGAUUCUCUUUUUGCUGGGGGGCACUGAUUGCCGUGUUUGUCCGG
Molecule: messenger RNA, 1045 nt
Organism: Durusdinium trenchii
Lineage: Eukaryota; Dinophyceae; Suessiales; Symbiodiniaceae
Source: the annotation of a GenBank genome assembly